Bactrocera tryoni is the source of this 5697-nucleotide messenger RNA. It is a transcript of the gene Eip75B, whose product is annotated as ecdysone-induced protein 75B, isoforms C/D. Gene Ontology annotation, biological process: cell differentiation; positive regulation of transcription by RNA polymerase II; negative regulation of transcription by RNA polymerase II. The transcript is spliced from 6 exons. Gene Ontology annotation, molecular function: zinc ion binding; nuclear receptor activity; RNA polymerase II cis-regulatory region sequence-specific DNA binding. The record is from RefSeq and is a predicted model, not a curated record. NCBI's taxonomy places the organism in Eukaryota, Metazoa, Arthropoda, Insecta, Diptera, Tephritidae. The coding region runs from base 698 to 5359 and encodes 1553 amino acids.
AAUAUACACAAAUAUUAAUACUACUGUGUAAAGACAAGGAUAUUUCGUGUGCUGCUAUGUUUAAAUUAAGUACCCAAAUUGGAGUACAGAAUAAUGCCUUUAUAUUUAUGUAACCGCUUUACCAAACAUCUAAUCAAAAGAGUAUCAACGAAAUCAUCUACAGUUUUUAAAAUACUGUGAAUAAAAUGAUAAGAAUACUACAUUCUUCGUGAUCUAAGGAGGAAGGAUUUAUACGAACAGUAUAUACAUAUUUAUAUGACAAAAUUGUCUAAUGGAUAUAUUGUGGAUAAAGCCAAUGGAAAUAAAUUUAAGUUUUAAACGUAAUUUAUGGGAAAGUGAAAAAAUAUAAAUAUAUUUAUAUUGAAACUAGAAGGCUGAAAUUUUAGGAUUCUUGGUAAUUAUACAAAGGCAGAACACGUGAAAUCUUUACGAAAGUGGUAUUUAGGACACAGUCAACACAACCAAAUAAAGCUGAAUAAAUGAGACUGACUAUAACAUUAAGUUUUGAAAAUAGUCUAAGUAGUGUCUAAGACGGUUAAAGCUAAAAUAUAUAAAAAAAAUCGAAUAGUGUUUACAGAAAAACAAUAGAGGCCAAGCCAACAUUUUACCAUAUUCUCUGUCUGGGAUUUUAUUUGCAUAAUCACUUUAUAUGCAUUGAAAUAUCCUGUGUUUUCGUAAUACAAUUACAACAUACACAAUGCUUAAGAGAUUUAAAUAUAUUGACGCAACCGUUGGUCUAGUUAACUCUAAUAAUCAAGCAUCAACAGAAACGGGGCCCUGUUCUGAUAAAAAUAUUUCAGCUAAGAAUAAUUUGUCAUAUAUAAAAUUGAUAAAAACAGAGCCUAUUGAUUUAGAAAUGGCAUAUGUGGAAUCAAACGAUUCAAAAGAAUAUCGUUUAGAAAAUAUAUCGCAAACUAAAUUAAUGAAAAAGUCAAAAGUAAAUGAAUCUGUACUGAAGUCCACAAUAGCACCUUCAGUGAAUUACCAACACGUGCAGAUACAAACUGUCCAACCGAGGCAACCGGGAGUAAAUUUACUUAAUAGUUCUAAUGCUAUGCAAAAAGUUACAUUGACCCCACGUUUGGAGGUGAUUAAUAGGUCUACAUCUAACGAUGGGGGAAGUGAUAUUGGUAAUAUCAUAAGGCAAGCUUAUACUUCCCAACAGCACAUUUCCAGAGACCAAUCUCAGCCUCCACAUUCUUUCCAUACAAGUGCGCGGAUAGAACAAGGAGUUUUACAACGUCAACAAUCGGAUUCCAUAACUGGACCGCAAAUUAUAAUUUCCCGACAACCAUCAAAUAUUGUGUCUCCUACUCCUUUACAGCGUCGUCAUUCUGCAAGUCCUUCACAUUGCGAAGGGAAUCCAUCUUUUGCAAGUUUAAGUAAUAAUUCGGAUUGUGUAUCUUCUUCUCCACCUCCAUCUCUUCGAACUUUACAACAAUAUUCAUCAAAUCGUUCGCCGCAACCAUCACCACCACCGUUGUCCUUACAACAUCAUGUACGGGUUAUAAGAGAUGGUCGGUUAUAUGAAGAAGCUGUUCCAAGACCAGUUCACUCUUCUGGACAAUCCGAAUCUCCCCCUCCGUUGUUACACCAUCACCAAUCUCGAUCAGCUCCCGUUUCACCGGUUGUACCUCGUCGAUAUUCUAUUUCCCCACAAGAUGUUACGACAUCAUCUUUAUUCCAACAACAAACUAUUGAAAAACAUCAAGGGCAUUCACAAGUCGUGGUUAAUAAUAAUAAACACGAAAUUCAUAUAUCAGAUACUUUAGGACACUUUCAAAGGAAGAAAAUAAUUUCUCCUCCUCUUCCAUCUUCCACAUCUCUUCAUACAUCGGUUAUUGCAACAGAUCCAUCAUCCACCCAAGUUUUGAUGGAAACUCCUUCGACAACACUAAGUAAUUCUCAUUCGCACCGGUAUGCACUUUCAUCAUCAGCACGAAAAUAUAUUGUUACCACUAAUACACCACAAUCGAGCUCAAUACCAACAAGCAUUCUACGACAACAACAUGUUAAAUUUGUUCAACACAAGCACCAAAUUCCCCAAUAUCAAGAAGAUGGAAAUACUUCGUUACAAUUGACAGCUGCCACAUCUUCUUCAACAUCAACUGGGACUCGAAACUUUCGUUUACCUGUGGUUACUAGUAGCAGCAGAUGCACUAAUAUUGGCACCAACGACCAACAAUUUCAUAGCCACACUAACACUGCCAUGCGUCCGCCUCCACCUCCACCUCCAAAGAUCAAAAACUCGUGCUCUUCUAUCAAUUUACCCACUAGCAACAAUGGGGGAACUUCCACUAGCGAGGAGCCGUCCAGCUCAAUUCCAGAUUUGGAAUUUGAUGGUACAACAGUACUAUGCCGUGUCUGUGGUGAUAAAGCGUCUGGUUUUCAUUACGGUGUACAUUCCUGUGAAGGUUGUAAGGGAUUUUUUCGGCGCUCUAUUCAGCAAAAAAUUCAGUACCGUCCGUGUACUAAAAACCAACAAUGUAGCAUUUUACGAAUUAACCGUAAUCGCUGCCAAUAUUGUCGGUUAAAAAAAUGCAUUGCAGUAGGAAUGAGUCGUGAUGCGGUUCGUUUUGGCCGAGUCCCAAAACGUGAGAAAGCGAGAAUAUUAGCUGCUAUGCAGCAAAGUACACAAAAUCGUGGUCAACAACGUGCGCUGGCAGGAGAACUAGAUGAUCAACCAAGACUUAUAGCUGCUGUACUUCGAGCUCAUUUAGAAACUUGUGAGUUUACAAAGGAAAAAGUUUCUGCAAUGCGUCAAAGAGCAAGAGACUGCCCGUCAUAUUCGAUGCCAACUCUAUUGGCAUGUCCUCUGAAUCCUGCUCCUGAGUUACAAUCAGAGCAAGAGUUUUCCCAACGAUUUGCCCAUGUCAUACGUGGCGUUAUUGACUUUGCGGGUAUGAUACCUGGUUUUCAACUGCUUACACAAGACGACAAAUUUACUUUGCUAAAGGCAGGCCUUUUCGAUGCGCUGUUCGUACGUUUGAUUUGCAUGUUUGAUUCCUCUAUCAAUAGUAUUAUAUGUUUAAAUGGACAAGUUAUGCGCCGCGAUGCAAUACAGAAUGGAGCAAACGCACGUUUUUUAGUGGAUUCCACAUUUAAUUUUGCUGAGCGAAUGAAUUCCAUGAAUUUAUCAGAUGCAGAAAUUGGACUAUUUUGUGCAAUCGUUCUUAUCACACCAGAUAGACCGGGCUUACGAAACAUCGAAUUAAUCGAAAAGAUGUACAGUCGAUUAAAAGGUUGUUUGCAAAAAGUUAUAAGUCAGAACCGUGCUGAUCAACCGGAUUUCAUGUCUAAAUUGUUGGACACAAUGCCCGAUUUGCGAACACUUAGCACACUGCAUACAGAGAAAUUGGUAGUUUUUCGUACGGAACACAAAGAGCUUUUACGCCAGCAAAUGUGGACAAUGGACGAUGAGCAAUCAACGAAUAUUAAGAGUCCUGUUAUCAAUUGGGAUGAUGCUCGUAUGGACGUUGAAGCCAAAAGCCCUCUUGGUUCAGUAUCAAGUACUGAAUCAGUAGAUUUGGAAUACAGCACCUCCUCUACCACAUCAGCGCCACACCAUCGCGUUAAUAAUCUAGAACAGCAACCGUCAGCAUUAGCUUCGUCAACUCCUUUGUUAGCGGCAACAUUAUCUGGUCCAUGUCCUCUACGUAACAGAGCCAACUCUGGCUCAUCCGGCGAUUCUACCACUGAAAUGGACAUUAUGGGCUCCCAUGCACACCUUACCCAGAAUGGGUUAACAAUCACUCCAAUUGUUCGAUCGCAUUCCCACCAACAAUUGCAUCAUCAUUUGACUACUGGCGCGCCAAACAGAUAUCGCAAACUAGACUCACCAACUGAUUCAGGCAUCGAAUCCGGUAAUGAAAAGAAUGAUUGUGUUAUCAAAGCUGUAAGCUCUGGAGGCAGUUCUUCUUGCUCUAGCCCACGUUCUAGUGUAGAUGAUGCAUUAGAUUGCACAGAUACACCUACAGCAAGCACCAGUCAAGCUAAAUUAUCUGUUUCUCCUGUUCGUUCACCUAAACCCAUCGCUCCAACAUCCACCUCAUCUUUAACUGGAAUAGUUAGUACGCCAAAUUCCCUCAAACGUCAAAUAGUCGAAGAUAUGCCAGUAUUGAAGCGAGUAUUAGAAGCGCCGCCACUUUACGAUACCAAUUCAUUAAUGGAUGAAGCUUACAAGCCACAUAAAAAAUUUCGAGCAUUACGACAUCGUGAAAUCGAAAUUGCAGAGGCAGAUCCAAGUUCCACAUCUAAUAAUUCUUUAAAUACAGAGAAAAUAACCACACCAAAAGCAGAUGCAAAUAACACGGUACAAAGUUCGCAAGUGGCUACAGCAGCAAGUAGUCCACCGCCGUUUAUUCAAUCAACGAGUACAGCUUCUACUCCAUUUGUUACUUCUCAUUGUACAGUAACAACAGCGUCGUCUCCACAUUCCCACGCUAUAACAGGAAGUUCUUUAAACAGUCAUCAGCAGAGUCAGCUGCAUAUGCAUUUGACACGUCAAACGAGUUCGAAUCAUAAUACUAGUAGCAAUGGUAACCAUACUAGUAAUGUACCGCCACAACAGCAAUCUUCUUUAUCUAGUACACAUUCAGUGCUCGCUAAAUCCCUGAUGGCUGAACCACGUAUGACGCCUGAACAAAUAAAAAGAUCUGAUAUCAUCCAAAACUACAUUAUGCGCGAUCAAGCAUCAUGUUCUUCAGGUUCAUUGAUUCCUGGCACUCCAACCCAUACCAGAACACGAAGCCCAGCACCAGUGCAGCAUCUAUCCCCAAUGAAUCAGACUUCCCACCAUUAUACAUCUAUUGCUUCCCCAUCUUCAAGUAAUUCUCCAACUUGUUCAAGUACAGUAUGCAGUUCAUCUUCGACUACAACAAUAACUUUAACUUCACCACCAAACUCUAUUAACCCAACUGUUACACGAUGGCACGGUCAUUCGGUUAUAACGACAACAAACAUCAACCAGCGCCAGCAAUCUGUUUCGCCAAGUAGUAAUGGGUCAUCUUCAUCAUCAUCUUCAUUAAAUGGCUGUCAAUAUUUUCAAUCUCCACACUCCACAUCAGCUGCAGUAUCUCCCCCUCGCCCUUCGCCAUCAGCUAUUCAUUCACCCCCACGCUUAUUGGAAUUGCAAGUGGACAUUUCCGAUUCACAACAACCGUUGAAUUUGUCAAAAAAGUCACCAACACCACCUCCAAAUAAGUUGCAGGCAUUGGUAGCGGCAGCAACUGCGGUACAAAAAUAUCCUACCGUUUCUGCCGAUGUAACUGUUACACCGGCUAAAACUGAAAGUUCGCAAACUGUAACCACUGUGCCGGCAAAUAGUACGCAGCAACUACAGGUCAUGCUGGAAGCGUAAGCUUAAUACACAUAUGAGUUAGUGAAUAAUUUCGCUAUAUAAUUUUAUGUAAAGAAUGCACCAGUAUAAAAGAUAUUUUGAGAUUAUUCGAAAGAAAAUAUAAAAUGUGCAUGGUAUGAUAUUAAGAGGAAAAUUUGGAUUUGUACCAAAACCUAAAAGUUAAUAAGAUUAGGUAACAAAAAAGAGAGAGACUGAAUAUUCAUGUAUGUAUAUAUAAAAAAUAUGAAAUAUUUUAAAGUAUUGAUGCAAGAUGGAUAUGCUACUUGACGUGAAUGAAUUAAUACGUUUUUGGGACGAUCUUUAAUUAACAAAAAAAAAAAAAUAAAUAAACACAGAAA